AUGGAUCAAACUAAUACUCCCGUGCUAUAUUUUAAUGAUAAAAAUAAAAAAGAUGCGUUAGGAGACUUAGAUGUGGCUUUCUUAAGAGAUAACGAGAGGUGGGUGGAGGCAUAUAAGACUGUUCAAUGGAAUGACAUCACAUCUUUAGACAAUCUGAUAAAAAGGACCGAACAGCUGGUAAUCAAAUACAAGAAUCCAAAUAGCGCUAUUAAAAUUGCCAUAGAGAGGAUAUUUGAAGAAGUCUUGGGCAGAUACCCAUUAUUAUUUGGAUACUGGAAGAAAUUUACUGCUGUUCAAUAUCAAUUAAAUGGGUUGGAAAAAUCCCUUGAAGUAUUAUCUACAGCGGUAGAUGCCUUUCCACACUCGCUAGAACUCUGGUGUGAUUAUCUGAACGUGCUUCUUGCGAAUAGUGCAGACAAAAUUGAUCAUAUUCGAACAAACUUCCAACUGGGUAAAAAGCAGGUGGGAUACCAAUUCCUAUCUCAUCCUUUCUGGGACAUGUAUAUAAAAUUUGAAACAGAUCAAAAGCAGUGGGAAAACGUUGCAGAACUUUAUCAAUCAAUCAGCAAAAUUCCGCUGCAUCAAUACGCCAGAUAUUACAGCUCCUACAAGGCCUUUUUAACACAACACCCGGAAGUACAACCCACCGAUGAUGUCGAAAAGAUUUUUGCUAAGACACAAAAAAUGGUGAAUGAAAUUUGGAAAUACGAGUCGCAGAUCAAACAAAGCUUUUUCAACUUAAGCGUAGUAGGCGAGAAAGAGCUAGACAACUGGGAUACCUACUUAUCCUUCAUAAUAAAACGAUCAGAGUAUAGUAAGGACUUAGUGAAGUCUGUUUUUGAACGGUGCCUGAUACCUUGUCAGUUCUACGAGUAUUUUUGGUUGAAAUAUGCUUCCUGGUCGAAAAAUACUUCCAGCUUUGAGGAAAAUAUUGAUGUGUUCGAAAGAGGCUCUAAAUCUCUCCCGCUUGACAAGAAACAGUUUCGCUAUGGCUAUCUUGAGUUUCUGAAGCUCUCCAUGAGAAGAAACAAAGAGUUCGUCCGGCACAUGAUCUUUGCUGUCCUGGAGACUUACGUUAAAUAUUGGCCCCACGAUAUUCAAUUAAUGGCUUACUGUUUAUUUUCAAUCAAAAGGCUGAAUUUCUCCUCUAGUUUGACACAUGAGGAUCAAGAGAUAUUGAAGCAGCAGUCAGAUUAUGCGAGCUACCUGGAGAAGAAUAUCAAUCAUUUUCUUGGGAAAUCCUUCGAAGGAGAUCAUCAAUUACUAAAUAUUAUGAAUAAGUCAAACGUUGCGCUUGUUAUUGUGGAACUAAUCAAGGUCACAUACUUGACAUUAAAAAAUAACAUUAAAACUAAGAAACUAUUUACCUCUUUUGGAGCUACUCCGCUUCUCCAAGACUCCGUAACAUUUUGGCUAAUGUACUACAGGUUUUUGAAAGUUUCAUUGGACUUCUCUGAGAUCGAAAUUUUCAUCACAAGGCUUGGUACGGAUAUUUUUCUCCCCACUUCAAUCAGCAACGACAUUAUCACUGAUUAUAAAUCUUUCUAUUAUACUAAUGCGAAUAUCAUGACGCAUGAGCAAUCCAUGAUACAAAAUCAACCCAGAAGAACUUUAGAUCCACUUGUUGAAAUAGAUCUAAAAAUUAACGAUCCUCAAUUUAAAGGAACUACAGAGAAAUAUGUUAAAACUGAGUGGCAAAAAUCUCCCGUCUACAAAGAAAAUGGUCACAUAGGAAUAUCGAUUGAAAGACCAUCCAUAUCAAAUACAAUUAUUGAACAAGACUCCAAACUAUUUGAAAAUACUCCUCCCGCAUUACCUACCUUUAAAAAUCUCGAAAAAAUGAACAAGACACCAAUAUAUAUAGAUCAUUCAAUUCAAGACCUUACUCCAGGAAGCUAG
This is a messenger RNA of Lachancea fermentati, 1899 nucleotides long. Lineage: Eukaryota; Fungi; Ascomycota; Saccharomycetes; Saccharomycetales; Saccharomycetaceae. The record is from the annotation of a GenBank genome assembly.